Messenger RNA from Dovyalis caffra, 576 nucleotides. The record is from the annotation of a GenBank genome assembly. NCBI's taxonomy places the organism in Eukaryota, Viridiplantae, Streptophyta, Magnoliopsida, Malpighiales, Salicaceae.
AUGGAAACAAUAGAUCAGAUUGAGGGGGACGAUUGUUACUUGGAUUAUCUGGAUAUUUUAUUGGGGCCUGCUAAUUCUCUCAGCAACAGUGGUGGUGGUGUUGUGGAUAUUGAUUUUUCAUCUAGUGGUGGUGUAACACAAGAAGAAAAAAGUUUGCGGAAGAGGUUUCAAGAUUUGAGCUCUGUUUUGGAAUCUGGAAGACCAGCCAAAACUGACAAAUCUGCCGUACUAGAUGAUGCUAUUAGAGUUCUGAACCAGCUAAGAAACGAGGCUCAGGAGCUCAAAGAAACUAAUGAAAAGCUUCUAGAAGAAAUCAAAAGUCUGAAGGCUGAAAAGACUGAACUCCGUGAAGAGAAAAUGAUGCUCAAGGCAGAUAAAGAAAAGAUGGAGCGACAGUUGAAAGCUGUUGCAGUUCCACCUUCUGGGUACAUGCCAACCUAUCCAGCAGCCUAUCAUGCUGGAGCCAACAAGAUGCCAGUCUUUCCCAGUUAUGGUCUGAUGCCAAUGUGGCAGUAUUUACCUCCAGCUGCUUAUGAUACAUCGCGUGAUCAUGAGCUCAGGCCACCUGCUGCAUGA